AUGGCCCCUCUCAAUGUGUGUAUGGUCGGGACCGGCGAGUACACAACUGGCUUUGUCGGCGGUGGUCAGAGUGGCAGUGACAAGAAGGUGGGCGUAGUAGGACUGACGUUAUUCGAUCUGAGACGAAGAGGAAAAGUCGGAAAGCUGUCGAUGGUAGGCACUUCAGGCCAGAAAUUCCCAGCCAUAAGAGAACACCUCCACAAAAACAUCACUCAAGCCUACAACGGCCUCGACACAUCCUUCGACUCCUUUCCACCCAACGACCGACGCGAUCCGGAAGCCUACAAAACCGCAAUCGACGCUCUAUCUCCCGGAGAUGCAAUAACCAUCUUCACCCCAGACCCAACCCAUUAUCCCAUCGCCUUAUAUGCCAUUCGCAAGAAAAUCCACGUCAUGAUCACGAAACCCGCCGUGAAGCACCUAUCCGAACACCAAAGCCUGCUCAAAGAAGCUCGCGAGAACAAUGUAUUCGUAUACAUCGAACAUCACAAACGUUUCGAUCCCGCCUACGCCGACGCACGGAACCGCGCCAUCAACGGCAACCUGGGAGAAUUCAACUACUUUUACUCAUACAUGUCCCAACCGAAAUCUCAAUUGGAAACUUUCAAAGCCUGGGCGGGAAAAGAGAGUGAUAUCUCAUAUUACCUCAACUCGCACCACAUCGAUGUCAACGAGAGUAUGGUUCCAAGCUGGAGACCGGUUCGAGUAACAGGAUCCGCGUCGAAAGGCAUAGCCACGGAUCUUGGCUGUGUGCCCGAAACCGAAGACACGAUCACAUUGCUCGUGGAUUGGGAGAAGAAAGACGGAUCCGGAAGGAGAGCUACAGGUGUAUACACAGCGAGUUGGACGGCGCCGCAAAAAGCCGGCGUACAUUCAAACCAAUACUUCCAUUACAUGGCGUCGAAAGGAGAAGUCAGAGUCAAUCAAGCAAAGAGAGGGUACGACGUCACUGAGGAUGAGGGAGGCUUGAGCUGGUACAAUCCCUUCUACAUGAAAUAUGCACCAGACGAGGAAGGAAACUUCGCAGGUCAGGGAGGAUAUGGAUACGUCUCGUUUGAGAAAUUCGUUGACGCCGUACAAGCUUUGAAAGACGGCAGAGCGACAUUGGAUGAUCUAGACAAGCGAGGUCUACCGACGCUGAAGAACACCAUUGCCACAGGAGCAAUUCUCGAAGCUGGCAGGAUAUCUAUUGAUGAAAGAAGACCAAUUGAUAUUGUCGAAAAGGAUGGCGAUUGGAGUCUACGGUAG
Pseudocercospora fijiensis CIRAD86 is the source of this 1248-nucleotide messenger RNA. RefSeq lists its product as uncharacterized. Bases 1 to 1248 code for a protein of 415 amino acids. Gene Ontology annotation, molecular function: oxidoreductase activity; nucleotide binding. Gene Ontology annotation, biological process: NADPH regeneration. The transcript has 2 exons. Gene Ontology annotation, cellular component: cytoplasm. The record is from RefSeq and is a predicted model, not a curated record. Lineage: Eukaryota; Fungi; Ascomycota; Dothideomycetes; Mycosphaerellales; Mycosphaerellaceae.